Asparagus officinalis (garden asparagus) is the source of this 1176-nucleotide messenger RNA. RefSeq lists its product as uncharacterized. The transcript is spliced from 2 exons. Lineage: Eukaryota; Viridiplantae; Streptophyta; Magnoliopsida; Asparagales; Asparagaceae. Bases 1 to 1176 code for a protein of 391 amino acids. The record is from RefSeq and is a predicted model, not a curated record.
AUGGACAUAGAGAAACUACAAGACCAAAAUUACCCCAUAUGGGUGCAAUUUCCUAACCUAAGGUUGAAUUUGUGGAGUUCCACUGGAAUUAGUAAGAUUGCUAGUUUGAUUGGAUGUCCUAUUGCUACUGAUAAGCUAACUGCCUCAAGACCAAGGUUGAGUUAUGCAAGGGUUUUGUUGGAAGUUGAUUUGCCUUUUAAAGAACCACUACCUGAUCAAAUUGAAAUUCAAGGUCCGGAUGGUAAAAGUUAUCAUCAAAAGGUGGUUUAUGAGUUCAAACCAAGAUGGUGCUCCUUUUGUAAUAGUGUAGGACAUGAUUCUCAGCACUGCAGGAAACAUGUUCCAAAAAGAGUGUGCGUGCCUGUUAAUAAACCUGUACCUAGUGUUUCUAAUGAAGUGAGGGAGCCUGUUAAUAAACCUUCCAGUGUUGCUAAUGAAGUGAGGGAGGCUGUAGAGAGGGGUAUCUUUUCUGAUAAGAAUGUGGUGCUAAAUUUUCAAGGAUCAAUUGCUAAAGAAUCUGAGAAGGUUCUAAUUGAUACAGCUCCUGUAAAACAUGCACUGCUGGAAAAACAUGCACAAAAUUUUCCUGUUUCUCUGCAGACUGGGAAAACAUGCACAGAUUUCAAUCAAGCUGAGAAAGUGAAACAGAAAGCUUACUCUUGCUCUCCUCCUAUUAAUUCAAGUGGAUUUACUUUUGUCACUAGAGCUAACACUGCAAAAAGACCUAUUAUGAGUGAUCCUGGAACAUCAGUGGAAGCCUCUCAAUUUUCUAUUCUUGAUCACCAAAUUUUUGAUUUGGAUCCCUCUAAUGCUGAUAGAGGGGUACUCUUAGAAACUAAAAUUGUUGGGGAUAAGAAAUUGCAAUUUAUUGGCAAGAAAAUUGCAAAAGAGUGGAAGUGGAUAUCAAAUAAGCAAUUGGCAAAUAAUGCUAGAAUAUGGGUACUAUGGUAUAGUGAAAUGCUUUCAGUUCAAGAGGUCAAAUCCUCUGAUCAAUAUAUCACCUGUGCUAUAAAAUCUAAGGAUGACAAAUUGUCAUGCCUUUUCACUGCAGUUUAUGCUCACAACCUGAAUGAUGAAAGGAAAUCUCUUUGGGAAGAUCUAUUAACUUUCAAAAGGAGUGUUGACUGCCCAUGGUUUGUGGGUGGGGAUUUUAAUGCUAUUGUAAAUGGAGAUUAA